Molecule: messenger RNA, 4462 nt
Organism: Taeniopygia guttata (zebra finch)
Lineage: Eukaryota; Metazoa; Chordata; Aves; Passeriformes; Estrildidae
Gene: HTR6
Product: 5-hydroxytryptamine receptor 6
Biological process (GO): positive regulation of MAPK cascade; adenylate cyclase-activating adrenergic receptor signaling pathway
Cellular component (GO): plasma membrane
Molecular function (GO): G protein-coupled serotonin receptor activity
Source: RefSeq, a predicted model, not a curated record
AGCACUGGCACAGAAGGCAGGGAUGGCAGAGCACCGGGCUGUGUCUUUAAGGCAGAAACGGGAACUCUCUGGCUGCCACUUUGUGGAGUUUAGCCCAGAUCCCUGUUUUCAUUAGCGCUUCAUUUUAUCUCCUCCUCUCCCCCUCCCAGCCCCACCUCCUCGAUCGGCAUUUCUGCAUCCUUUGUGUGCAUCCACAGCAGCAGGUGAAAGUCGGGCUGGCACCUGCACAUACCCACUCCCACACCUCCCUGUGGGCUGGACGCUGCUCUGCCGCGGGAGAAAUCCCUUCCACACUCCGGAUCUUCCUCCUCCCUGGCUUGGCUGGGCGCAUAGCGGUGCUCGGAGGCUGCUCUGCCGCUCUGCCGGCUCCGGCUGCAGCCGCGGAGGAGCUCUGGGACCCCGGGGACAGAGUCUGCAGGGAGCCCGGCUCAGCGGCGGGGCGGCAGCUGAACCUCGGGGGGCCGGAGCAUCCCCAGCAUCUGCAGCAUCCUGGAGUCCAGAGCAUCCCCAGCAUCCAGGGUAUCCUGGGUCCAGAGCAGCCCUGGCAUCUGGAAUAUCCUGGGAUGCAGAGCAUCCCCAGCACCCGAAGUAUCCUGAGUGCAGAGCACCCAGAGCAUCUCCGUGGUGUGUUAUUCCUUGGUCCAGUGCAUCCAGAGCAUCAGGGUAUCCAGAGCAUCCUGCCAUCCCUGGCAUCCUGAGAAGCCUGACCUCCAGCUCGUCCCCAGCAUCCAGAAGCAGGAUCCAGGCACAUCCCAGAGCAGGGGGAUUUACAGGAGCUGCUGUGAGUAAUGGGGAGGGAACCUUGGUCCUGCUGAUCGGCUCCUGGGAACGUCACCCUGCCCCGAGUGCCAGUGAAGAGAGAGGGUGGGGGAAGAGAGGGAGAGGAGGAGGAGAGAAGGGAGGACAGACACAGAGUGGAGGGAGAUGAUCCUCCUUCCCUGGCCCUGGUGAUGAUCACGUAGCACAGGCCGUGCUGGAGAAGGUCCCCAGCCCAGAGCCAGCCCUGCCCCCGGCUCCUCAUGGAGGGGGACCUGGGGGCCCCCAAUGCCAGCGUGCUGGGGGAGCACUCCCUGCUCGUGGGCAGCAGCUGGGUGGCCGCCUUCCUCUGCUUCAUCAUUCUGCUGACCACGGCGGGCAACUUCCUCCUCAUCCUCCUCAUCGUCACUCAGCGCUCCCUCCGCAACACCUCCAACUACUUCCUGGUGUCCCUCUUCAUGUCGGACCUGAUGGUGGGGCUGGUGGUGAUGCCCCCGGCCAUGCUCAACCAGCUCUACGGCCGCUGGGUGCUGCGGGGGGACUUCUGCUCCCUCUGGGCCUCCUUCGACGUCAUGUGCUGCAGCGCCUCCAUCCUCAACCUGUGCGUCAUCAGCCUGGACCGCUACCUGCUCAUCACGUCCCCGCUCAGGUACAAGCUGCGCAUGACGUCCUGCAGGGCCCUGGCGCUCAUCCUGGCCACCUGGACCUUGGCCGCGCUGGCCUCCUUCCUGCCCAUCAAGAUGGGGUGGCACCAGCUGGAGUUCGAGGUGCGGCCCCUGAACGUCACGGACCGGGGGGACGAGGACCAGUGCCGGCUGCUGGUCAGCCUGCCCUACGCCCUGGUGGCCUCCUGCCUCACCUUCUUCCUGCCCUCCGCCGCCAUCUCCUUCACCUACUGCCGCAUCCUGCUGGCAGCGCGCAAGCAGGCCGUGCAGGUGGCUUCCCUGGCCUCCAACGUGGCCACCGCCGACGAGGCCACGCCGCAGGUCCCACGUGCCCCAAGCCAGCCCCUGUCCGGCAGUGAGAGCAGGAGGUUCACCAACAAGCACAGCAAGAAGGCUCUGAAGGCCAGCCUUACCCUGGGCAUCCUCCUGGGCAUGUUCUUCGUGGCCUGGCUGCCCUUCUUCAUCACCAAUGUAGCUCAGGCAGUUUGUGACUGUGUCCCGGCCGGAUUCUUCGAUGUGCUCACCUGGCUGGGCUACUGCAACAGCACCAUGAACCCCAUCAUCUACCCGCUCUUCAUGAGGGACUUCAAGAGGGCCAUGGGCAAAUUCCUGCCCUGCUGCCGGCGCUUGGCGGAGCCCCGGCCCAGCGCCAUCUCCCUGUCCAUGAGGAACUCCAACAGCGGGCCCCACGCUGCCACAUCCCUCAAGAACGUCCUCACCCUGCAGCCUGAGACCGACUCCAUCGACUCCGGGGCGCCGGGCAGCGAGCCCAGGCCGCUCCCGGCCCCGCGGGGCCCCGGCGCCCGCUCCGUCAGCCUGUGGGACACGGAGCCCCCGGACACGGCGCUGCAGCUCGGCACCCCCGUGGCCUGAGCUGCACACGGAGCUCUGGGUGCUGGAAGGGUCCCAGGAGCCCAACACAAACCUCUGGGAGCUGAUUUGCCACAAGCCAUCUCCCACGUUCCCUGUUCCGGCACACGCUGCAGCUCAUGGAAGGGGUGGUGGCCCCGGGCGCUAUCACAGGAGGAUCAAACCGUGCAAAGCCGGGUGUUGCUGCUGAAUUAACCAGAUUUCUCUCUGUCUUUUAUCCCUCCUGUGCUCACCAUCACCAUCCCCUAACCCUUCCUGUGGCCUUUCCAUCUCUGGUGAGUCUGAACCUCGGAUUGCAGCCUGUGUCCCUAACCUCAAACCAAGGCUUGGUUUUGAACACACAGAGCUCAGCAGAUCUCCUCCAAGUGCACUGAGGGGAGUGGUGGAAAAACAUCCUGUGGCUCAUGGGCGAGAGGUCUGGGGCUGCUUCAGUAGGAACACUGAGGUUUGGGCUGCUUCAGCCCACGGAACAUCACAUCUUCCUGGAGCUGGGGCUGGAUCUCCUCGCUGGAGUCGUGUCUGUCUCAGGUUGCUGUCACACAGUUCACUCCAGCUCAGCCCUGGCUUGUCACGCAGAGCUGCACUGCGGGGGCUGAAUUUGGUGCAGAAUGUCCAACACUGAUUUUUGGAUGUUCAGUGGGGGUGUGGGGUGCGACUCACGGUGGCUCCACGCGUGUCUCGCAGUAGCAAUGGGAUCAGCUCCUCCCACAGGCUCCAUCCCACAGCUUCCCACUCCUGGCACAGGACCAUCCUGCCUCCCUCCGACAAGCCAUCAUGUCCUCGAUCAUGCAGAUAGAAAAUACACUUUUUCUCCCCCUUCAAAUAAGAAUCUAGAGGAAUAUUGUAAUUUAAAUGACAAUGCCAGCCUCCUCCCCAGAGCCAUAAGCAAAGGGAACACUGAGUAAAUGUGACAAAGUGGGUACUCAAAAAAAUCAAUAAAACAAAUUAUUUUAGUAAAUUCUUUCUCAAGUGCCUUUGGGCUGGCAGUUGGCCGAUGUGCCCUCCCUGGACCCUUCACUCCAAGCCUUCUGCCUAAUUCCAAGACUGUUCUCCUGGAAUUCCUUGAUACCUAAAUGGACACAGAGCCUCCCGUGGAUACAGGAUACGGAAAGAAGCAGCCACAUGCCAGGCCACUUUCAGUUUUCUCUCUACAUUGCCCAUGGAUGUUCCAGAACUGAACAGGAGUUAGUAUGACCAACCCAGCAUUUCUUUGCCACAAAUCCCUUGGGAGCCAGGGAUGAGUGACCAGGACAUGCCGAGGGCCAAGCACAGGCUCAAACCUCAAACUGUUCAACGCAUUUUGCCACAGAUGGAGCUUGGGGCUGGUGUCGAGCACUCAGAUCAAGAUGUGCAUUUUCCCACAAUGGCUUUAUAUAAAUACAAGCUUGGACUACAACCCAAGUUAAAAAGGAGCAGGAAGAGGUACUGCGGAGUCUGGAAGUUUGUUAGGUACCAAAUCAGCCUUGGGAGAUGGACAGAGAGAGAGGGAGAGGCACUUCCUCAAGCCAAACGUUCAAAAGCAAUAAUUCCUUACUGUCUCAUGCAGGCAGUUCUGUGUAAUUAGGUGUUUGCUUGUGGACAAACCCUCGGAUGAGCAGAGGAUCCCAUCCCAACCCUGCAGCCAAGGGCACCACCAGCAGCUGGCUGAACAGCCCCAUCCCUGUGGGAUCCCACAGCCAGUGCCUCCCAUCACUCCAGGUCAGAGCUGGGCAGGUCUGAGCCCCCUGGGAUGCUGGAUUUAGGGAGAGGAAUUGCCAGGCACUGUAUCCAAAACACGGGGCUGUGCUGGGUCACCCCCAAACCCAGCUGUGUCUGACUCCGUGAGGAAUGAUCCGCAGCUCUGCUCAGUCUCUUCCUGAGGAAGAAGGAAAGUCACUCCUGUCUCUAGGACAGCACAGGAGAGGAUUCCACAAAGCUGGACCAGAGCAACCCCUGAGAAGUGUAAGAGGAGGGAGGAGACUUCUCUGCUGGACUGAGCCACCAGCAAAAGAACAGCAAACAAACUGCCUUGCCUUUUUAAAGCCAUUCUGGUGAGAAAACCCAGCAAUUCCAGCUCACUAAAGCCUGUUUUCAUCUUCAGUCUGAAAGCCUGAAUUCCUCUGCUGGGCAGGUGGUGCUGGAGAUGGGAGGGGAAUACCUACAACAUUGUCAAUAAAAAGUUAAAAGGCAAA